GCGUAUUGACCAAUCGGAGGCGUGGAGCUGGUGACAGUUGGUAGUACUCGACGCUCAGCAGGAAAGACUGUAAACAGCCACUUUUCUCUUAUUUAAAUGGAAGAAAUAGAUUGAAAUAAUGGCGUUUUUCAAUUUAAAACUUUUCUGAACGACGUGUAACCUGUUAUUUAUUUUUUUUAAUUUAUUUUUAUUUUCCUGUCGACUGUUUAAUUUUCAAGCAUGGAUGCGGAAGGCCCCCAGGUCCUGUGCGACCUCUGUCUGGCUCAGGUGUGCCACAGCCUGGACGCUCUGUGCAGCAAGCGAGCAGACGGCUCCAUGUGCCUCAGCUGGGCCCCAAUCUUCCCACAGGAGAUGGCAGACCAGUUAUUGUGUAAGAUGGCAACUAAAGGGAUUCUGAAUGACACAACUAUUGGGAUUUUCCGAAACUGCAAAGAGCUCCGCCUGCGCCGGGCCUCCAUCCGCUGCUGUCCAGUGUCUGCAGAAGCUUUCCGCCUGGCGCUCUGCCCUCACCGGCUCCAGGAACUAGACGCGUCCUGGGUCUCUAGCGGCCUCACCGGGGCCGACAUCGUCUCAGGCCUGGUCGCCAACUCAGAGUGCAGAUCCAGCCUGCAGAGGUUGUCCCUCACUGGGCUGCAUUUGGACUGGGAGUCUUUAAAGUGGGAUGGAGGGGCCCAUGUUGGCUUCAGCUUCCUGCAGGGCUUGAGGACGCUCAACCUUGCCAACACAGACCUGACUGAUGCUGCCCUUGAGGAUGUCUGCAGCCUCCCUCAGCUGGAGAGUCUGGAUAUCUCCUGCAGCACCGUCUCUACUCUCACUGCACUCCUGACUUGCAAAAACACGCUGAGAUCUUUGAUCGCCCAUCAGCUACGGCUACUAGACAUGUCAGCCGCCAGGUUGCUCUUUGUCCUUAGUCAGCUUCACGCUCUCAGGCAUCUAGACUUCUCAGAGGACCAUUUUGCUGCGGAUAACAGCGACGGGAGAGACGGGGAUGAGACAGUGCGGCAGCUGUUGGAGGGGAGUCCCCAGGUCCUCCCUAACCUUGUUUCUCUCGAUAUCUCCGGACGGAAGAGAAUCACUGAAACGGCAGUCCGAGCGUUUGUGGAAGCCAGAGGUGGUCUGGUCUUCUUGGGCCUGACAGCCACCGAGGCUAGCUCCUGUGACGUCCUGUCUUCACAGAAAAACCUCAAAGUAACCGGAGAGGCUAACGAGAACCAGGUGUGUGAGGCCCUGAGAAGGUACAGAGACCGGGAGUGUUUCAUACGAGAGGCCCUCGUCCAUCUCUACAAUCUAACCACUGACGUUGACAAACCACGAGCAGAUAUGCUAAAGCUGGUGCUGAGUGGGAUGCAGAGCCACCCUAACUCCCUGCACGUCCACCUGGUGGCCACGGCGUGUGUGUUCAACCUGACCACUCAGGACCAGGCGGAGGCCAUGCCCGUCAGCCUGCUCAGCACCACCGUCACACAGCUGUUGUACUCCAUGAAGACCUUCCCCAACCACCAACAGGUGCAGAAGAACUGCCUGCUGGCUCUCUGCAGUGACUACAUCCUCCAGGAUGUCCCCUUUGACAAGUAUUUAGCAGCCACGCUGGUGAUUAACUGGCUGCGCAGCCACGAGGAUCCUACCCUUCAGAGGAUGGCUGUGGCCGUCAUCUCCAUUCUGGUGGCCAAGUUGUCCACAGAGGAGACCGCUCAGCUGGGCAAGGACGUCUUCAUCAUGAAGCAGCUGCUGGCUAUCGUGCAGCAGAAAGCCAUGGUGGGAGUGGUGGACUCCACUCUGAAGUUUGCCCUGAGUGCUCUGUGGAACCUGACUGAUGAGAUGCCCACCGCUGCUCGCAAUUUCAUCGAGUGCCAGGGCCUGGAGCUGUACGAGGAGGUUCUUGAGACGUACUACACUGAACCUUCAGUCCAGCAGAAAGUUCUUGGCCUCUUGAACAACAUAGCAGAGGUGGAGGUGCUACAGGCGGAGCUGAUGGAGGAGGGCCUGCUGGAGCACAUCCUCACCCUGCUGCAGGACUCCCAGGUGGAGGUGGGGGUGCGUUACUUUGCAGGAGGGACUCUGGCACAGCUCACCUCCAGACCCCAGGCCUGGACCCUGGGAGACGAGCUGCUCAGCAACAUACACAAUGAGCUGCAUGCAUCCAUAAUGACAUGGGCCCAACUGGACAGAGAAAUGGUCUCUUACAGGUCGUUCCGUCCAUUUUGCCCUCUGCUUGAGACUUGGCAGCCCUCAGGAGUGCAGCUGUGGGCAGUCUGGGCCAUACAUCUGGUGUGCAGUCAAAACACUUCACAUUACAGCAACAUGAUGGAGCGUGAGGGCGUGACUGAACUUCUGAGGGCUUUGGCUGCACAUCCGGACACACACAGCGACAUUAAAGGACCGUUAGACAGCAUCCUGCGUAUGGUGGAGCAACGCCACUCAGGGUCCUCCAACAACCAGAUGAAACCUCGAAACUCUUGACAAAAGUGCAAAGAGAUUGAUAUAAUUUAUUUUUUAAGCUGUAUCUAAAAUAUGCUAGAUAUGAGGUCACAGAUACAGUAUUAAAGAACUGACAGUUGAUGUAAACCAUAUUGAAAUUAAUGUUAAAUUUAAUAAAUUAUGUUCUGUAUAUUUUAUAUAGACAGUUUUGAAUCCUUUGGAGAGAAAAAACUGUUUACAGACAAUGAAAAGAAGACAUAAUUAAUAUUUACACUCUUCUGAGGUCAAAUUUGUGUUGAAAAUGUUAAUAAAAUAUUCUAAAUAAACUGAAGUUGUGCUGUAAAUCAUAGAACCAACACCUGUCACUAGAGGGUGCUUUGGUACUGUAGCUUCAGGGCUGUUUUGCCCUUAGUUUGUGUAAAAUAUUCAGUCAUCAGAUGUUUGGAUUUCUGAUUAUACAUGAUAAGUAGCGAGAAACCAAAACAGCCUGAAUGUGCUGUGUUUAUGUCUGUACUGAGGGCCUCAUUAUAAAGCAGUCAUGCUGGAAAAUAAGUUAU
Messenger RNA from Centropristis striata (black sea bass), 2975 nucleotides. RefSeq names its product protein zyg-11 homolog. Gene Ontology annotation, cellular component: Cul2-RING ubiquitin ligase complex. Bases 220 to 2460 code for a protein of 746 amino acids. The transcript has 14 exons. The record is from RefSeq and is a predicted model, not a curated record. Lineage: Eukaryota; Metazoa; Chordata; Actinopteri; Perciformes; Serranidae.